GCCGGCGCUGGUGGGACUGGACCAACACACCGCUGCACCCGGCACCUCCGAGAAGAUCAUCAGCUGGGAAUGAGGAAUAGAUCAACACCUGAAACCUGACAGCAGAUCACCUGAGACUGGAAGAUGCUUGUGGAAGUUGGUCUGCAGUAUGGGCAGAUGUGACCGGGCACCAGACAACACAACAGAACUGAACUCUACAGGGCCGCCGGCUCUCUAAAGCUGCACAGCUUGGCUGGGGUUUGCGGCAGCUUAGUACCGUAUAAAGUGGCGGGAUAUCACGUUAACAGCAGCAACCUAUCUGAAUCCACGAGUCCACCAUUUUAAUUGGGUUCUGGAAAACGGCAUGAGUCCAAUUACCCUCGGUUCCGACCACAUUAGUUCCCAAACAAAACGAAUGCGGAGGGUGAUUAUUGCUAUGGCGGGUUUCCAGUUUGUAAUGUAGGAUGAGUGCAAAUGUGAAGACCAUGGAUGUUCAACUUCUGUUGAGCUUAUUCUGCAAUGUGGACCUGCGCUCGUGUUCUCCAUUGUUUAGAACAGGGGUGUCCAAUCGUGCUCCUGGAGAUCUACCUUCCUACAGAGUUCAGCUGCAACCUUGAUCAAAUGCACCUGUCUUUAUUUGCCAAGUGCUCCUUCAUAUCCUGCUUAGUUAGUUUAGUUGUUUUUGAUAAGGGUUGGAGCUAAACUCUGCAGGAAGGUUGAUCAAGAGUAAUAAAUGGCAGAAGACAGUCAAACUACCUGCUCUACAGACACACAUGUGUGCGUGACUAUACACAAAACUAGAAUAACAGAAUCAGUGUGCGACAUCGAGAAGCUGAACAGGCUGUUUGUAGCGUCCUGAAAUCAAUAGAAGUGAAUUGGAGCGGACGUCUGGAGCCAGAAAGAUUCCAAUGGCGGCGCCUGACUACACAAAUGGCCUUUAGUUGGUUUAUUUAAUUGGAAUACAUGUAAACAUGUUGUAUGUUCAGAGUGUGGACAGCAGGGCAGGGACUGUAAAAACUCAGUGUUGUUGGCCUGAGUGAGUUCUGACGCUCUCGACACAGCAGGUCGACGGUGGGCCAUUGGGCUUCAUCAGUCAGUGUGUGCCACUGGUGUGUCUGGUGUUGUCCACACUUCACCACUUGUCAGGUAAAAGUUGGAGCUGAAAAAAAAUCUUCUCUGGAGUCCGUCGGCUGCCCUGGUUUGGAGUGUUCACUCACAGUUUUUGGUCCAGACAGGACCAGACACAAGCCAAUGCAAGGCGACAACACAAUUGGUUUUGAUUGUCACUAGUUGUUUAGCGUCGCCUUGAUGUGUUUGGAGCUCUACAGGGGAAUGAAAACCGUUUAGUCAUGUGAACCAACAGUAAAGCAGUAGGGUCAUCACAAACCCAAUGAUGCUGAUAGUGACUAUUCUCUCUGACCGAUCAGUGAUCAACAGCGUCUGUACCUCACUCUUUAGCAGUUUAACAAGUACCAGGUCUGUGUGUGUGUGUGUGUGUGGGUGGGUGUGUGUGUGUGGGUGCAGGUGUUGUACCCCGGGCAGGAUGAGGGCUGGCAGGUGUACGGCUCUGCUCAGGGCCGAUGUGUUUGCUCCAUCAAGACUCCUGUUCCGGACGCCUGCGCUGGAGACCCUCGACACACUCGCCUGCAGCAGAUCUCUGCACACGUGCUGAACGUCUCUGAGCACAUGCAGCUCCUGACUCGGCGCACCGCUGGAGAUCUGCAGGAGCUCAGAAGCUCGGAGACGAUAUUGGACACACUGGAGAAAACACUGACCAGUGCCCAGCAGAACCCGCAGGAGCUGAGCGACAGGAGCCUGCAGGAGCUGCGCUGGAGUGUGUCUCAGUGUCGCCCCCUGCGGGUGCUGCUGACUCGAGUGCGUGCGGAUGUGGCUCAGCUGGACUCUGUGCGUGACGAGCUGCAGGGGAUCAGUGUGUCGCUGUCACUGCUGCAGGAACGCUUCACACUCCAGCACUAUCAGCAGCUGCAGCAGCGCAUCUCCAUCCUGCAGCAACACCUGCACAGCUGCUCCAGCCACCUGGGUUGUGGUCAGCUGAUCAGCAUCAGUGCUCCGCUCACAGUCAGAUCUUCAGGCUCUCGCUUCGGGUCGUGGAUGAUGGAGACUUCCAUUGAAAGUUCGGACAAUCGCGUGUGGGUGAUGGAUGGAUACUUAAAGGGCCGGCGUGUGUUGGAGUAUCCGUCUCUGCAGGACUUCGCCAGUGGGCAGAACUACAUCGUCCAUCAUCUUCCCCAUGCGUGGGCAGGCACUGGUCAUGUGGUCUUCAAUGGCUCUCUGUACUACAGUAAGCAUCAGAGCAGUGUGUUGGUGCGGUACGGGCUGGCGUCGGGCUCAGUGCUGCAGCAGCGGGAGCUCCCUGACGCCGGCUUCAACAACACCUUCCCCUACUCGUGGGGUGGGGCGUCUGACAUUGACCUGAUGGUGGACGGGUCGGGGCUGUGGGCGGUCCACUCCAGCGCGGGCCGUGGCGGCACGCUCCUGCUCAGCCGUCUGCACCCGCUCAGCCUGCAGGUGCUGCGCUCCUGGGACACCGGCUUCCCCAAACGCAGCGCCGGCGAGGCCUUCCUCAUCUGCGGGACGCUCUACAUCACAGACUCACACCUGCCCGGAGCCAAGGUGGCCUUCAGGUUCCACACGCACACACACACCUACCAGUACACCGACAUCGCCUUCCACAACCAGUACUCACACAUCUCCAUGCUGGACUACAACCCGCGCACACGCGCACUCUACACCUGGAACAACGGCCAGCAGGUGCUGUACCAGCUCACACUGAUGCACUACAUACACACACACACACCACUGACUCACACACACACCAAUGACACACACGCAUGACUAGAAACACACACAAGUGACUGAAGCAUACACAUACACACACCACUA
Molecule: messenger RNA, 2883 nt
Organism: Danio rerio (zebrafish)
Lineage: Eukaryota; Metazoa; Chordata; Actinopteri; Cypriniformes; Danionidae
Source: RefSeq, a predicted model, not a curated record